AUGACAAACCCCAGUCUCCUGGAGCUACCCCGAGGGGUCCAGCUCGUGUAUCUCGCAGAGGGCGGCGCCAAUGUCAUUUACCGCUUUGUCGCCGCCCCAUUAAAAUCCGCUCUCGUCGUGAGUGAAGCAAAGAAACAACUUUCCCCUAUCAUGAUCGACGAUCCGUGUGUGCCUCCUAGCUUCCAGGGGAAAUUGCUCCGGCUGCGCAAACAGACUGCCGGCGAUAUAUCAUAUAAAGAAAUCCAUCGAAACUUCAAUACCAUUGUGCGCCCCUUAUUCAGACCAGACCACUUAGUCGACCAGUCUCUUAUUCUUCUUCCGGGUGGACUUCUCCAGCGCUGUAAUGAGCAGCUGCGUGCUGCCGAACUCAACGGUCAACGUCCUAAAAAGCGCCAUGGUGGCUAUCUUUGUGCUGAUGAGCCUUUCGGUUUACUGAUCACUGAUAUGACAACCUUUGAUACGCCCGGCGCCACGCUGGCGGAGCUCAAGCCGAAGUGGCUUAUACAAUCUCCUUCUGCGCCGCCCAUGGCGCAUCGGUGUCGGACCUGUGCGCUGAGGGAGAUGAAGAACCACGAUGCGAGGUCUUUGGGCUUGAAAGAACAGCGCUCCUUUUGUCCGCUGGAUCUUGUGUCGGGCUGCUUUGAGGAUGUUUUACGUGCUACGGCUUUCAUCAAGGGCUGUAAUGAUCGCGCUCGACUGGCGCGCAUUUUAUUUCAUAAUCCUGUUCUUCAUACGUUGCAAGUUCAGCAGACAUCGUGGGCACAAGUGGGUCUGCAUGGGCCGCCUGCUUUCUCUCCAAAGACUUCCCUUGACAUGACACUGCGAGAUUGUACAAUGUUCAUUAAGAUCCCAAAUGAUGAAAAAUCCCCCGUGGAGAUCCGCUUGGGCGAUCUGGACUUGAAAACAGGCGCCGGGGGAAAAUCUACCUACUGGAGAAAGCUUGAAAUGCAGCUUCUUGACGGUGGCUGGUAUGAUGGAUCCAACGCCAAUCAAGAUCCCACCGAAUGCGCACUUCAAUAUCCAGGCCAAUAA
This is a messenger RNA of Penicillium verhagenii, 1032 nucleotides long. Its product is annotated as inositol-pentakisphosphate 2-kinase. Gene Ontology annotation, biological process: inositol phosphate biosynthetic process. NCBI's taxonomy places the organism in Eukaryota, Fungi, Ascomycota, Eurotiomycetes, Eurotiales, Aspergillaceae. Gene Ontology annotation, molecular function: inositol-1,3,4,5,6-pentakisphosphate 2-kinase activity; ATP binding. The coding region runs from base 1 to 1032 and encodes 343 amino acids. Gene Ontology annotation, cellular component: nucleus. The record is from RefSeq and is a predicted model, not a curated record. The transcript has 2 exons.